Messenger RNA from Aspergillus clavatus NRRL 1, 1341 nucleotides. Its product is annotated as DMT family transporter. The transcript has 2 exons. The record is from RefSeq and is a predicted model, not a curated record. Lineage: Eukaryota; Fungi; Ascomycota; Eurotiomycetes; Eurotiales; Aspergillaceae. The coding region runs from base 1 to 1341 and encodes 446 amino acids. Gene Ontology annotation, cellular component: membrane.
AUGGCUUCCCCUCAGCGCCAAUACAAUACCCUUCAGUCUUCGAGCCAGGACUCCAGUGUUCCUGUGCCUCGGUUGUCGCAGAAUCGGGACGACUACGACGAUGAAGUGCGUCGACCGUUGCUGGGUUCUGCGCCGUCCUCAUCGGCCCCGAUAGAUGGCGGCGGCUUGGAGGGCAAGGAGGGUUCGCAGCCCUCGUGGGUGCGGGUUGUCGGCGACAACGCGAAAGAGAUCUGGCUGCAGAGCAAGGGCAUGAUCCUGGUGAUGAUGGCGCAGUUUUUUGGAGCUUCGAUGAAUGUCAUGACGCAGAUUCUGGAGCUUCAAGGCGGAUUGGAUCCGUUUCAGGUCCUCUUUGCCCGCAUGUCAGUCACGGUCGUGGCAAGCUAUCUCUACAUGUGGUAUAAGGGGGUCCGCCAUCCCUUUGGAACACGGCCCGUGCUGGGAUUGUUGAUCUUCCGUGCCAUGGGCGGCUUCUUUGGCGUCUACGGUAUCUACUACGGCGUCCAGUAUCUGCCUCUGUCCGAGGCCACCGUCCUGACGUUUCUGGCCCCGAUCCUCACCUGCUACGCUUGCUCACUUUUCCUCCCCAACGAGACCUUCACCCGCAAACAGCAGCUGGCCGGUCUGAUCUCGCUGGUUGGCGUCGUGCUCAUCGCACGGCCCUUUUCCGCCGCCACCCCUUCCUCCGGCGCGCCUCCGGACGCCGGAGCGUUGGAGUCCCGCAAGCCGGGCGCGGCCGACGAAUUCCACCACGUCCUGGCCAUCUGUGCCUUACUCAUGGGCGUCGUGGGCGCGGCAUGUGCGUAUACGGCGAUCCGGAUCAUCGGACAGCGCUGCCAUGCCCUGGUCUCCGUGACGUAUUUCUCGCUGUUCACGACAAUCGUGUCCUUCCUGGCGAUGCUGCUGGUGCCCUCGGUGCCGUUCAAGUUGCCUGAAUCGGGAUUCGAGUGGGCCUUGAUCGCGGGACUUGGGAUCUGUGGGUUCUUGCUGCAGUUCUUGCUGACCACCGGGUUGGCAUACGUGCCUCCGCCCCCGCGACAGCGCAAGACGCCCGGUUUGGCCGACACCAAUGGUGUCUCUUCUGGUGGUGAUGAUAAGCCGGCCAAGUCCUCUUCGGGCUCCCGUGCUACAUCCAUGAUCUACACGCAGAUGCUGUUUGCGUUGUUUUAUGACAAGACCGUCUGGGGGAACACGCUUUCUCCGAUGAGCUGGUUGGGUUCUGCACUGAUUGUGGGGAGUGCAUUGUAUGUUGCGCUGGUGCGGGAUGGACAGUCCAGCAGGAAGAGCGAUGUCGCUGCACCGGUAGCCGAGGAGAACGCAGCGAGGGGCGAGGAGGCUGCAUGA